GCUCUUCAUCCCUUGUGACACAACUCACCUGCUGUCAUCCCCCUUCCCUUGUGCGAUCCCGUCUCGAGGUAGUCUGGGUCGUUACACAAUCUUGUAUCCCCUUCAUCUCGCGAAAGGGCCGCCGACGACGCCUACCCGCGGCGGCAUGGCUCGCCCCAGUUCGACGGCGUCCGGUGCCCAUAGCGCGAGAAGCGAACGCCGCCGCAGCCGCCGCCGCCAACCCGCCGCGCCUCCCAUCUCGCCUGCGCGCGACGCGGACGCGGGGACGACAUUGCCAGACUUUCUGCAGCGGGUUCCCGAGGAAAAUAUUAUAUAUUUCAACAUGGAUGGUGAACCGGCCACAGUGUUACGACGAUUUGAAGGUUACAUUGCAAAUGUUCAUGGCUUGAGCUCAAAGCGAGGCAUUCCAAUCAAGACUGACGCGCUCCUGGGCAGAAAGGCUUUUACCACACCAAUAUGUGGCCCGGUCUAUGUUGUUAUGGAAUUCAGUGGCUUAUCAGGUGUGGGUGUCAUCAGACCUGAAGAGUGGUGGUUCCAGGCGUUUUAUGUGGGUAAUAUUGGGUAUGAAUUCAAAACAAAAAAAGGAGAACCAAGAUAUGUCCCUGAUGCUGAAGUUCUUCCUUUCUAUGGUAACCAUCGACAACUUUCUGGCUCAGAUCCAGCUAAUUUGUUAAUUGGUUUGAAUGAACUGAGGAAAGCAUUUAUAGACAUGGUAACUCGCAGAGGCGAAGUCAGCCCCACUUCUCUUGGUGUGCUCGUUUUGUACCUGUGUGAGGGGCCCAAAUUCGUCCCAAUUUGUGAGGCUUUAGAGAGAUCGCUUGUGGACAAUAAGGUGAGCAGAAUUUCAUCAAAGGCAAAACAUGGUGGUGUGUUGAUCCCGAACUACCGUGUCCUGAGCAGAUCAGGCAUGAAGCACUACCACAGCAUUGAAAUUGGAGUCAAUCCGGACCCUAUUGUUCCAAUAUAAGGAAUCCCUGGUUCAGGUUCAAUAGUAUUCAUCCUGGAGACGAUCAGCAUGUUCCAUGUGAAUGCCUUAAGAAAAGACAAGGGUUUUGAAGUUAGGCCUACUGACCUGCGCUCUCAACGCAAAGGUCCGGUGGUCAUGUCACUGUCAGCAUAUUAUUACCAGAAAAGAGGAUUAUCGACUGCAUUAUGUUGGGUCCAAGUGAAAUGCAAUAGCACUGAUGGUCUGAGGGAGCGCUGGGCAGAUGACUGUUAUAGGGAUGAUGGAUGCCUCAAGGGCCAUAUGCAGCUGAUUGGUCAUGAUAGCUCUCCUUUCCACCAAUGUGGUGUAUUGCUUUCCAACAAGAGUUCUGAACCUCCCAAGGGAUCAUUGAUAACCGCUCAUAAGGGUUAUGAGGAAGUCUAUCCAACGCUGAAACCUAUGACAAGUGCAACUGCAAAUAAAAAGAAGAGGAACAUGUCUGACUUCUCAUCAUGGGAACAAGGAGAUUCUGCUGGACGGGAACCACUGAUUGACAGGGAUAGGGCGGGUCGACGCCUAAAGGGGCAGAUGCAGGCACUUCAUCUUGAUAGCCUCCCCUCUCACCAAGGUUACCGACUUCGCCCUCUUGCUCAGCGGUAUGUUGGGAUCACUCCGAGUCCGAGGAAGCCACUGCAGAGGUUUCAGUUGCAGACUGAGAAAGUAAUGGCUGCUGUUGGUAAGCAUCAAGUGCUUAUAUCCAUGCGCUCUCGGAAGGAGAUGAUGAAAAAUGUCCUGUUUAGCAGAAACACUCCCAACAGAUCAUUCAGAACCACUUAUAAAGGUUAUGAGGAAGUCUGUAUGCCAUCGUGGAAACCCAUGACAAAUGCAGCUGCAAAUAAAAUGAAGAGGAAGAUGUCUGACAUCCCACGGUGUGAACAAGGAUCUUCUGCUGGAUGGCAACCACUGAUGGCCAGGGACAGGGAGGGUCGAUGGCUAAAGGGCCAGAGGCAGCUACGAGAUCUUGAUAGCCUCUCCUUCCACCAAGGAAACACGGAGAAUUCUUUGUGGCCCGGAUCUGGCCUUAAUCUCAGAAAUACUGUUACACCAAGGGCUGCCCGGCUGACAAGACUGACCUUGUCAUUUUUUACAAGAGGGAGAUCUGGAUGAGAGUAUUUGCCUCAACUUCUUGAGAAGGGAUCUAGUUUGAUGGCCGAGCACAACACUUCAGAUAUGUACCUCAGAAUCAAGCUUGUUCUGAAACUUGGCAAGGUAGUCCACCGGUGUUGUGAGUACUGCAUGGAGCUACUAGAGUUUCUCUGGACCUGUGUACAACUUCUUUUCGCUUAGUCAAAGUGGACCGAAGAAACAUGAGGCUACCAUGAUGUAUUAGCUAUAACUUGUUACAUGCUGGUAUGGUGUACCUGCUGGUAUGAUGUAUUAGCUAUAACUUGUUAGGGCAUGAACUAUGAGGGCACUACCAUGCUAUUGCCUCACCCCACACCUUUGAACACUAGUCAAACCUUUAAUUAUGUCAUGAAACAAUGCUUGUUGCCCUCCAUUAAUUAUCUCGUCAUCUUUUGUUUGCUA
Molecule: messenger RNA, 2512 nt
Organism: Triticum dicoccoides
Lineage: Eukaryota; Viridiplantae; Streptophyta; Magnoliopsida; Poales; Poaceae
Exons: 4
Coding region: 1016-2092 (358 amino acids)
Source: RefSeq, a predicted model, not a curated record